AUAUAUUGAUAAACUGAUAUCAAACAAUCUACAUUUGUAAUAUAACCGAUCUACAUUUACCAUCAAUAUAUUUGUUGAAAUAAUAUAUUGAUAGAAGAUCAAUUAAAAGUUGGAAUUAUGGAAAAAGAAAAUGGAGACGAUAUAACAACUCUCAAAUGUACCAGAACAGGAAGUUACACAGACGAUAACUUUAACGCGCCCAAUAUAUUGAUUUAAUGAUUGCAAAUAUUUAAACUAGUCGUACAUGUAAUCAAAUUUAUUUGUCGAACGGAUAUUACUAUUAGGAGGAUCAAACGUUGAAAAUAUGGCAGAAGAAAAUGGAGAGGAUGUGAUACCCAAAUACUUUACCGAGACAGGACAUUGCACAGACGAGAUUAAACUAUUGUUUGAUGAUGGACAAGUAUUAUUCGUCUCUGAAAAUCUACUGACAUAUGCUUCUCCAGUAUUCAAAGCUAUGUUUGAUCAUAAUUUUAUAGAGAAGAAAGACCGUGAAGUGAAGUUAGCUGGAAAGAAAUAUGACGACUUUAAAGAAUUUUUGCUUUGUCUACAUCCGGCAGUUCAAAAGGAAAUUUCACAUAGCAAUGCUUUGUGUUUAGCGUUGAUAGCUGAAGAAUAUCAAGUGCCAAUUUUAAUUACAAGAUGUAAAAAAGUCAUGUGUGGUUGGUUACGCAUGAGCCUCAAGGAAGAUAAUUAUAUUUAUGAUAGUGACAAUGAUCUUCGCAAACACGCUGCUAAUUGCCUUUUAAUCUUGCAUAAAGCUCUUGAAUGUAGGUAUGCAGAUGUCGCCGAUGAAGCUAUCUCAAGUGUUUGCAAGUUUGGUUACGGUGUUUUCAGUGGGAGACUUAGACUAAACACUAAUUUGACCGGUGGAUCAAUGGUUUCGGGUCGGACUGGAAGAACAUGCUACAUUACAGCUGCUGAUAAAGAUGUUGAAAAAUCAGAAUGUUAUGAUUUAUUUGAAGACCUUCCUGAAGACAUUAAAUACAAAUUACUGACCGAAAGACUCAUUGUAUGUGAUAGUAACAACAUGAUGUAAAUUGAAUAGCAUAAUAACAUUUAAUGAUACAUAUAAUACAUGUAUAUGCAAACACAUUUAAAUUAAUAUGAAUUUAUUACAGAAUUAAAAGUAUGUUUCAAAUUAAUAUAAAAAAGUCAUAAAGUCGUUUAGUAUGCAAUGUUUAAGUUCAUUUCUUUGAUUGUGAAUCAAAAUAAGUAAGAUAAGUAGUGACAAAACAUAGUGGAUUGUCUUUGAAUCUGCGAAUAAAGCCUCUAUUUAAAAAACUGCUACUUUUAUACUUGCAAUGUUUCGAUCUUUGUAAAAAAAAUGUAGAUAUCUUGUGAAGACGCUCGAACCAUACAUAUUAACUUGGUAGCUAGGAUACGUGUGUCUUACUGGUAAAUAACACCUAGAAUUAAUUAAUUCCUAAAAUAACACGACAUUUCGGUCAAUUCAAAAUACAUAUUCUAGCAAAAAGAGAAGAGAGAACAUCAUUAAGCAAAGCAAAUCAAAAACAUUUUCAGGCAUUUUUCAGGCGAUAAUUUGACCUAUGAGAAGAAAAUGUGAUAAGACAGUCCAAGCCCUACUGAAACUUUCAGUAAUGUCAAAACCCUCGCGGGGACGUUACCACAUGUAUUUACAUGUAUGUGUGUACGAGAAUAACUACACGUGGUAUUGAGUUCGAUUACCUUGCAGUACUCAAGGAAACCGGCUUCUUGGCACGACCCUGCACACAUUGCAAUUUAAAAGGAUGCACGCAGGUAUUUUGUAAUACCAAGGAGUUAGAAAGCAAAGAGAUAAAAAGUGAAACAGUGCUAGACAGUUUUAAUAAAAAUUGUUUGAUAAUAUCAAAAAUCAAUGCAAAAAAAUAGAAACUGUUCACCUUCCGUAGGAUGCGAAUACUGUUCUUUCCAAAAGGGUACUGGAACGCUAAAGUUACAAAAAUAUAUCGGAAAAUCUGAACUCGACCUGGAAGACAUACUUAACAAGAAGUUAAAUUUUCUUUGGAUGCCUAAAAAAUAACGAUGCAGAAUCUGAAGGUAUCAGAAUGUAUUUAAUAGAGGGAGAGAAACUUCAAGAAUACGAGUUUAUCAACUACAAAGUCUCAAACAUACGACUUUGUCAUUGAACGCCGCCUUUCCUUGAUGAUCUUGUUUAAUAUCAUAUAUUUUACUACAUUUCACUGGCUGAGAGGAGAAAUGACGGAGAAAUGUUUAGUCACGUGAAUCCAGACACAGAAUACAAUAUGAUAAACAAGAUCAUCAAGGAAAGGCGGCGUUCAAUGAACACAGUGAAACCACUUAUGUCUGAUAGGACUCCAAUAGAGCCUUGACUUGAAAUUGAAUUAGAUUUCAAUCCGAUUCUGGAACUUGAGCCAGAUUCACCAAACAGCGAACUAAAUUUUAAGUGCCCUCAGAAAGUAUUUCUGUUUCCUAAACAAGGAUAAAGGGACGAAUGUAAAGGUUGGAGAAUAUCAACGUAUGACACAGAAUUGUCCAUCAUGCAAACAACAACUCACAAUCACAGACAAGUCUUUAUGGUUUUGAAAUUUAUUUUAGAGCAAAUAAAUGGCGGCAUUGCAGGACAUAUAAGUUCCUUUUACCUUAAAACAGGCAUUUUUCAUCACAUUAGAGACUGCGAUAGCAAAAGCCUGGAACCAACGGUUAACGAAUGUGUUAUAACAGUUCUUAACUUUUUAUCUGAAAAGUUCAAUUGUCAAAACCUGCCGAACUUUGUUUCAGGUGCUAACCUUAUAAAAACAAGUGAAUACUUGUCGGUCCCAAAGUUCCCAGAAUUUGCAAAAAGCCAUUGUGAAUGCUUAGCGCAUGUUCUUAAAGUCGUGAGCGAUUAUUUUCUUAAAGUCGUGAGCGAUUAUUUAAGCGCAAAAAACACGGCGACAUAGAAACAAUUGUUAAUGAUAAAGCGGAUUUUAGCGGAUAUUUCAGUAGUUGAACACAGAACUUCACAACUGUUCAUAGAAAAGUUUGAGAAGUGCAUGCGUGAGUGACUAUGUGUUAUUAUGAUAAACAUGUUAAUUGCGCUACAAGAAAACAACUAAGAACACAAAUACAUAAAACAUUUAACUGUUGACAAGUCAUGCACAUAAGUUCUAACGGCUAGAAGCACAAAAACACUACUUUGUAUUUUCAUUGUUUGCAUGAACGUAAAUUAUUUUGUUCUUUUAAUGAAAAUCUCAUUUACUAUUCAAUUGUUGGUUAAAUGAGCUAUCUCGUUAAAUAAAGUCAUACCUGACAUGUUUGGACGGAUAAAAUAAAAAGUACCCUCCGUUUUUUACAUUGGAUAUCAAUGGCAUAGAAAAAACAGCACAUGACGUUUGGAUAUUUUUUUACUAUCAUACAGAUUAUGUCAAUAGGCGCCAUUUUUUUGUUAUUGGUAAUGUCUGACUGAUUUUAAUUGUAGUUGCAGAACGCAAUGCUAAAAAGACAUCAUUAGUAAACAUUUCACUCUCUUGAAAAUAUUUUUAAAAAAACGCCCACUUUUUGAUACAAUUAAACAUAGUCCAUAUUCAUUAUAAACUAUUGAGCAUUAAAAAUAUGCUGUAUCAUAUAAAGCAAGUAACAUUUCAAAGGCUACAUAAUAUUCCUGUAUUUUGCUUUGACUUUUCAUGAGGAACGUAAAUGACAAAUGCGAUAACAAUGUGCUUGUAACAUAUGUCGACAAAAUGAUAACAUGCAAGACUGUUAGGUAAUUAACAUAAUAUUUCCUUCACAUAAAACUUGAAAAGGCGCAUAUUGUUCAUCAAAUUUCACAUAUCCAUUGUAGAUAUACUACCACUAUAAAGAAGAAAUAUAUUACAUACUAUUUUCUCCAUGUGUAUAUGAAUACUUUGUAAAUGUUUUAUUAUCAUGAUUUUGUUUUAUUUAUUAACGUAUUAUGUCCAUCUUGCAUAGGUGCUUGAUAUACUUAGUGCCAUUAGUGAAAUCAGAAUUACACAAGGCAGUAAGAAUAUGACCCGAACCAAAGUACAAAUGUAAUGUAAAACUCAAUCUUUACCUAUGUUGUCAAAAUAUAUGAUAUUAUAGUGUAAUAAAAUCUAUAAAACGUU
Molecule: messenger RNA, 4064 nt
Organism: Ruditapes philippinarum (Manila clam)
Lineage: Eukaryota; Metazoa; Mollusca; Bivalvia; Venerida; Veneridae
Exons: 2
Coding region: 305-1036 (243 amino acids)
Molecular function (GO): protein binding
Source: RefSeq, a predicted model, not a curated record